CCACAUAAUAUGCCCAUAAACUACCUGGUCGAAAUUGGUCUUACCCUGAGUUACAACGUCCUAUCAUGAUCCUCAUCCAUUCUUCUGAGAUCAAGUUGCCAAGACAACAAACCGUCUUAAGAAAAAUGUGAAGAAAACUCAGCAACUAGAAGGAGAGAGGAACAAUUACCUCUAACAAAAUCCGUGAAUCUGCUUCUUCCUCGCACCCUCCCUAUAGCUUCCAGAUACAUCGCCUCAUCAACUUGAUCGGUUGGAACAAAUGGGAACCCUCUAUUAUUAAUCUGGAAAGGAAAAGAAAAAGAGAAGAGAAACUUAUCAAAGUGGGAGAAAGGUUGGUGGCUUCGAUAGAGAAGAACCCAUGUUCUAGUAACCAAGAAACAACAAAAUUUGCGGGAGGAGAUUCAGAGACACAAAGUGGAAAUGUAGCCAAGAGUCAAAACCAGUCAUCUUAAAUUAACGGUCUUCGACCAGGGAGACUCUGGUAAGCAGAACCGCAUCGCUAACAUCCAAGAAACAGAGAAAGCAAGAUCAUUAGACAGGGAAAGAGCAUUUGCAAUCCCAUGAGACCAGAACAAAGCCUACAAAUUUUGCUGUUCUCCAAUCCCUCGCUAAUCCUCUCAAAUCAGGGAAUCUGAGGAAAUAAACAUAAAUAAUAUAAGGUAAUGAAGGAUUAAAAGCGUAUAGUUAUGCUUCCAGGAAAUUCACUGUAGACAAAAUAUGAUUAGCGGGUUGAGGCUUCAGGCACCUCCAGUUCCAACUGACGGCCACAAAGAUCGUGGGAAAAUAACGGAAACAUAAACCAGUGGAUCGAGCUUCUGACUCUGAGCUUCUAUUCUUUUGCACUCCCAAAAGCAAUCACGAGGGAAGAAGAUAGAAAAUUACGUCGGGUAGGUAAAUUGAGUGGACAGAAUUUAGAGAGGGAAACAAGCAGUCCACGCUUUGUCGUUUCCUUAUCCUAUCUCAAAUUCUCAACAACAGCAGUCCACUCUUCUAGCCUAAAGCUACUUACUUGCUUUGCUGCUAACUAAUCUGCAAUAAUGGAACUCUUCUUUCCAUUCAUGAACACUGCAACUCUUGCACUUGCUGUGGUUCUUCUGCUUUCUUACUUCCUCUUCAAGAGACCCAAAUCAGGAAAAGGGAAACAAGUGCCAGAAGCAGGGCGAUCCUGGCCGGUCAUCGGGCACCUCCUUUCGCUGCGAGGAGCUGAGCUUCCCCACUUGAAGUUUGCAGAGUUGGCUGACAAAUAUGGUCCAAUUUUCAUGGUCAGGAUCGGUCUGUUCCCAUAUCUGGUGGUCAGUAGUUCAGAACUGGCUAAAGAGCUCUACACCACUCACGACGCAGUCAUAUCUUCUCGCCCCAAUCUCACAGCUUCAGUUAUCUUGGGCAACAACAGUGCCAACUUUGGGUUCUCUCCUUAUGGGGAGUACUGGCGCCAGAUGAGGAAAAUAACGGCCCUGGAGCUGCUGUCCAACCGAAGGCUUGACCUGCUGAAACAUGUCAGGACUUCAGAAGUGAAAGCAGCCAUUAAGGAUCUGUACACAGUGUGGGAGAAGAGCAACAACAGAACUGGAAGCAGCAAAGUUCGUGCUCAGAUGAACAAGUGGUUUGGGGACAUGAAUUUGAACGUCAUACUGGGGAUGGUUGCAGGGAAGAGGUACUUCGGCAGUGUUGCUGUAGAGGACGAGAAGCAGGCUGAGAGAUGCAGGAAGCUGAUGAGAGACUUCUUCCAUUAUGCAGGGCAGCUUGUUGUGAGGGAUAUGUUCCCAUUUCUUGGGUUUCUAGACAUAGGAGGGCAUGAGAAGACCAUGAAAAAACUCAAUGAUGAUCUGAACAGCCUCGCCGAGGAAUGGAUUGAGGAGCAUCGUAACAAGAGGGAAAUAACAUCGUCUGAAGAUGAACAACAACAAGACUUCAUAGACGUCUUGCUCUCAGUCUUGAAAGAUGUCGACCUUAAUGGUUACGAUCUAGACACAGUCUGCAAAUCCACAGUCAUGACUCUCAUUGUUGGUGGCACUGAUACCACGACCGUGACCCUAACCUGGGCUCUAUCCCUUCUCCUGAACAAUCCAAGCACCUUAACUAGGGCACAGGAAGAACUCGACGAGAUCGUGGGCAAAGAGAGGCUGGUGGAUGAAUCAGACAUUGCGGAGCUUCCCUAUUUCCAAGCCAUUCUAAAGGAGGCAAUGAGGCUGUACCCAGCAGGUCCAAUUGGAGGCCCCCGUGAAUUCUGCAAGGAUUGCACAGUAGGUGGGUACCAUGUCCCAGCUGGGACUCGGCUACUAGUAAACUUCUACAAGCUACAAGCUGAUCCCAAGGUGUGGUCAAACCCUAUGGAGUUCAAGCCAGAGAGGUUCCUUACCGCACAGUACAAAGACCUCGAUGUGAAAGGGCAGCACUUUGAACUCAUCCCAUUUGGUGCAGGAAGAAGGUCGUGCCCUGGAAUCAACUUCGGGAUUCGGAUGACUGAAUUGGCUCUUGCAAGUUUCCUGCAAGCAUUUGAGAUCUCCACCACGUUUGGGGAGCCAGUCGACAUGACUGCAGCUCAUGGGCUUUCUGUUAGCAGAGCCACCCCGCUUGAAGUUCUGAUUAAGCCUCGCUUGUAUCCAAGCCUCUACCAAUAGACAGAACAACGAACAACCACAAGAGAUUCCCACCAAAACCCUCUCCAGCAAAUCCGAAGAAUGGUAGAUAUUACUACUACUUGGUUGUGGCUUCGUUGCCUUUUUGUACAUUACAUAUUGUAUUUUCUCAUAUCCUGAAUGUAGUGAAGACUGAAGAGCACCAUGAACGCCCUAAAAGCUCAACAAGUAAUCCUACCAAAAGGGAAGAACCACUACGGAAAAUACCUCUUUGCUCGUUGGACAACUCCACCUUCGCAAUUCUUCGGUUCAAAACUCCCAUAUUUUGGGAAGCGAAGCAUUUAGCGUUCUUGCAUCUGCAGAGUCCCAAUCUUGGUUUUAUACGAUCUAAUUUUGAAUUGUCAACGAAACAAGAAUAAAAAACUAAUUUUGGG
Messenger RNA from Linum trigynum, 3013 nucleotides. The record is from the annotation of a GenBank genome assembly. NCBI's taxonomy places the organism in Eukaryota, Viridiplantae, Streptophyta, Magnoliopsida, Malpighiales, Linaceae.